CGUAAAGUGCAGCUUCUCCGACGUAAAAGCAUCUUUUGAUAAACGGAAUCGCGGAUACGUUCGACGACCUUCUCUGUUUCGUCUGAAUUAGAUCAAUUGUUCUGUUACUUCUCUUGACACUUUCAAGCCUCAAGAACACACGGAAACAUCAUGGCUUCCUCUCUCCGCUCCCUCGCUCGUCCAUCCACCCUCAGAGCUGUCUCGGCUACGCAACCUCUGCGAUGUCUGACAACAGCAAAUAAAACCUUUGUCCGCACCAAGGCCACUCUACCUGAUCUUUCUUAUGAUUAUGGAGCCCUUGAACCAGCCAUUUCCGGGAAGAUCAUGGAGCUGCACCACAGCAAGCACCAUCAGACCUACGUGAACUCCUACAACGAUGCUGCAGACAAGUAUGCCGCUGCGGAUGCCAAUGGCGAUAUAGCCGCCAAGAUUGCUCUCCAGCCGUUGAUCAACUUCCACGGUGGUGGCCACCUCAACCACAGCCUAUUCUGGGAGAACUUGGCUCCCAAGAACUCCGGCGGUGGUGAACCUCCCUCUGGAGAAUUGGCAAAGGCCAUCGACACGACAUACGGUGGUCUCGAGGACAUGAAGAAGACGUUUAACGCAGCCUUGGCCGGUAUCCAAGGCAGCGGUUGGGCCUGGUUGGUCAAGGACACACAGACUGGAAAUAUUUCCAUCCAGACAUACGCCAACCAAGAUCCUGUGGUUGGUCGAUACAAGCCCUUGCUGGGUGUCGAUGCUUGGGAGCAUGCGUACUACCUCCAGUAUCAGAACCGCAAGGCCGAAUACUUUAGUGCAAUCUGGGAUGUGAUCAACUGGAAGGCGGCCGAAAAGAGAUUCAGUAGCUAAGAAAAAUUUCUUGCUCAUCUAAAGCAUGUACAAAAUUGAGAUGUAUAGCCUCUAUGCGGAACAAGCGCGUCUCAUGAAUAUUCACAAUUAAAAUGUUGAUCACAAACAUGUUCAUUUCCAUUUUUAUAUAGCCCGAAUCCAAAUGCCUACUACUGAAUA
Molecule: messenger RNA, 1008 nt
Organism: Exophiala oligosperma
Lineage: Eukaryota; Fungi; Ascomycota; Eurotiomycetes; Chaetothyriales; Herpotrichiellaceae
Exons: 3
Coding region: 151-849 (232 amino acids)
Biological process (GO): superoxide metabolic process
Cellular component (GO): mitochondrion
Molecular function (GO): superoxide dismutase activity; metal ion binding
Source: RefSeq, a predicted model, not a curated record